AUGCAUUACUCCAAGCUUCUUCUCGCCGCUGCUGGGGCUUUGCCUAUUGUCUCUGGCCGGGCCAUUGUUCACCAUAGCAAGACAAUUGUCGACACCACUGUCCUGCCUAAUGGCCAAAUUAUUGACUGGGUGCUAUCGGACGAGGUUGCACCUCCCACUGGGGUUGAAGACACCCUGGAUAAGGUGAUCACGCCUCUCAAUGGUCCCAAGGGAGCAGUUCCAUACCUCCGGCCCAGCACGAACAUCAACAGCAAAGUCAAGGAACUGCCUAGGCAAGACUCAGGUCUGUCUAAGCGGGUUACAAAGGGUCAUAAGUAUGCCUUCACGCAGCAGACCGUGAACAACAAGGGUGGCGGUGCAAGCUUCAGUCUUUAUGACCCGUACUUGGAGAAUGAUACGGACUUCUCCUUGAUUCAGACUGCCGUUAGCAACACUCAAGUUCGGAACACAUACUACGGUUCUAUUGUGCAGACCCUCGAGGCGGGCUGGCAAAAGUAUCCUGCCUACAACCCUUCCCCUGUUCAUUUUUUUACCUUCUUCAACACCAACGGAUACCAUGCCUUUGGCCACAACAUUUCCGGCUACAACACCGACUACGCCGGCUGGGUGCAGGUCGACAGCAAUGUGUACCCCGGCUACUCUAAGUGGACUCAUUCAGUGGACGGCGGCCAGCAGUAUGACAUUGACCUGCAGUACCGCCUCGUCGACGACAAGUGGUGGCUGGCGGUCAACGGCCGCAACAUUGGCUACUACCCAACCUGGAUGUUCAACCAGAACGUGACGACCGGGUCGUCCCUCGCGACAACGUCCAACGAGAUUUCCUUUUAUGGAGAGAUCUACAGCGACAACGACAAGACGACGAGCGACAUGGGCUCGGGUGAGUUUCCCUCGGCGGGGUACGGAAAGUCGGCGUACAUGCGCAACAUUGUGUACGCGGACACCCAAAACUCGGUGCGGAACUAUUCGGCCAACUCGAACGACAACAUCAUCACGGAUCCCGGUGUAUACAACCUGGAGACGCACUUCGAAACGGGGGGUAACUGGGGCAGUUACAUGUACCUUGGUGGUCCGGGCUAUGGCAAAAAUGUUGGCUCUUAA
Cordyceps fumosorosea ARSEF 2679 is the source of this 1098-nucleotide messenger RNA. RefSeq names its product putative Glucoamylase. The record is from RefSeq and is a predicted model, not a curated record. Lineage: Eukaryota; Fungi; Ascomycota; Sordariomycetes; Hypocreales; Cordycipitaceae. The coding region runs from base 1 to 1098 and encodes 365 amino acids. The transcript has a single exon.